Molecule: messenger RNA, 2178 nt
Organism: Gryllus bimaculatus (two-spotted cricket)
Lineage: Eukaryota; Metazoa; Arthropoda; Insecta; Orthoptera; Gryllidae
Source: the annotation of a GenBank genome assembly
AUGCCGGUGGCGCGCGCGCCGCCUCGCCAGUCGCGCUCUCCGCCGCCCCACGCACGCGCUGACACGCGCUCGCGCACUCGCUCGCCCGCUCGCCCGCGCUCCGACGCAGCGCCGGCCCCGUACAGCAGCGCACUCGCCCGCGGCCACGGCGACGGCGACGGCGACCGAGGACUCCUCCAGCGGAUAUGGUCUGUGAAGCAACAGGCUCAUAAAAUGGGCUACUCAACAAGUACAUCCUACGUGCGAGAUAAAUGCUCUUUCGAGACUAGGUGGAGGUUAUCCAUCAAGCAGUGUCACGUGGAAUAUCGAAUCCUAGGCUCGUCUACAGGUGUAAUUUCCCGCAGACUGAGAGAAGUCUCUGCCGAAGACACGGCGAGCUCCGAGGAGUGCUUAGCCAUGAUCCGGAAGUCCCUCAAGUCUCCGAUGAUGAACGGCGGCACUCACUUCGAGGGCUCCAUCCCGCACAUCUUCGUCACCUUGGGCGCUUCGGGUGAUUUGGCCAAGAAAAAGAUUUACCCAACAUUGUGGUGGCUGUUUCGAGAUAAUCUUUUGCCAAGUAAUACAACCUUUUUUGGCUAUGCCCGUUCUUCAUUAACAGUAGCGGAACUGAGAGAGAAAUGUCAUCCUUACAUGAAGGUAAAACCUUCCGAUGAAGCCCGAUAUGAAGAGUUUUGGAAAUUGAAUUACUACGUGUCUGGAAGUUAUGAUGGACGACGCAGUUUUGAACUUCUAAAUCAGGAACUUUGCGCACAUGAAGUGGCAUCAGUGGCCAAUCGCCUAUUCUACCUUGCAUUGCCUCCUUCAGUUUUUGAACAAGUCACUGUACAUAUUCGCAAUGUGUGUAUGGCUGAGAAAGGGUGGACUCGUAUUAUUAUUGAGAAACCAUUUGGGAGAGAUGCCGCGACCUCGAAACAACUCUCAGAUCAUCUAGCUGGACUUUUCAAAGAAGAACAGAUGUACCGUAUUGACCAUUACUUAGGGAAGGAAAUGGUUCAGAAUUUAAUGGCUCUAAGGUUUGGAAACCGUAUAUUUGGUCCCACGUGGAACAGAGAAUGUGUGGCAUCAGUUCUUAUAUCUUUCAAAGAGCCAUUUGGAACACAAGGUCGCGGUGGCUACUUUGAUGAAUUUGGCAUAAUUCGUGAUGUAAUGCAGAAUCAUUUACUUCAGAUUUUAAGUUUAGUUGCCAUGGAGAAACCAGCUUCUGUUCAUCCAGAUGAUAUUCGAAAUGAAAAGGUUAAAGUUUUGCGUUUCAUUUCUGAACUGCGUCUCGAAGAUGUGGUGCUAGGACAGUAUGUUGGCGACCCUGAUGGUGAAGGUGAUGCUAAGUUGGGCUACCUGGAUGAUCCCACAGUUCCACGUGGUUCAACUACUCCAACUUUUGCUGUAGCAGUUUUGAAAAUUAAUAAUGAACGAUGGGAUGGAGUUCCUUUCAUAUUACGUUGUGGAAAAGCUCUGAAUGAAAGGAAAGCAGAAGUCCGCAUCCAAUUUCAAGAUGUCCCUGGAGAUAUUUUCAGUGGCAAAGCCAAGAGGAAUGAACUCGUAAUAAGAGUUCAGCCAGGAGAAGCUGUUUACCUUAAGAUGAUGAACAAGUCUCCAGGCAUGACUUUUGAUCUAGAAGAAACAGAAUUGGACUUGACAUAUGGAAGCAGAUACAAGGAAGUGAAAAUGCCUGAUGCAUAUGAGAGACUUCUACUGGAUGUGUUUUGUGGAUCACAAAUGCAUUUUGUUCGUUCUGAUGAACUCUCAGAAGCUUGGAGAAUUUUUACUCCAUUACUUCAUGAAAUUGAACACAAGAAAGUGGAACCUAUAAAGUACAAAUAUGGUUCUAGAGGUCCAAAGCAAGCUGAUGAAUUGUGCAACCAGAAUAAUUUCAAGUAUUACGGCUCAUACAAGUGGGUCCAACCCAAAAAUUCACUGUGAUAAAUUUGCAGCUUCGUCCAGCAUUAUACAAUCGCUGAAAUCAUUCCACAUACUGAGAGAGACUGUUUUAAAACUGUUUUCUACUACAAAAAAUUUUUAUAAGGUGUUUUAUUUAUCAAGGAAUUAAGGAAAGUGUGAAUCUUAUUUAUUUAACUUUCUUUAUUUGAAAUAUAAAAUAUUUCCAAAAUAAUAUGUUUCUUUAUUGUGUUAUUGAACUCCAAAUAUUCAAACUUCUUUUACUGUGUAAUUCAUUGGUAC